GCGAGGGCGAGAGGCCACAUGUGACGGCGUGAUCGGAGACGGGCAGCAGGAAAACAGAGCGACAGACGACGGCGGCGCUGGCGGCGGCGAUGCUGCUCAUGGAGGCAGGAGUGAUGCUGAUUUUGUUGAAACAGAUGAGUGAUGAAGGUCACAAUGACAAUAUAAGCGAUGGAACCGUGAUAAUGAUAAUGAUGAUGUCCCCUCCGUCUUUAUCUCCUCCCUCCUCUCAGGGAUGGAGUCCAUGAUGUCGCAGCUGCACGUGAACGCCGAGUCGAUGGUCUCUGUGAUAAUUCCAGGCCUGACUGAUGACUUCCUGCAGAGCAGCCGUGACGGCAAUUUAGAGUCAGAGGUGCAGCCGAAGAGGUUAUUGAUCACGACACGCCAGACUGAUAUUAUCUGA
Molecule: messenger RNA, 400 nt
Organism: Xyrichtys novacula (pearly razorfish)
Lineage: Eukaryota; Metazoa; Chordata; Actinopteri; Labriformes; Labridae
Source: the annotation of a GenBank genome assembly